UGACGUUGUACGUGCGUAGGCGCUUCCUCAACUUGACUCGCAGAAACAGCAAAAUAGAAGAUGUUGGUCCUGGUGUUAGGUGACCUGCACAUCCCCCACCGGUGCAACACCCUGCCAGCCAAGUUCAAGAAGCUGUUGGUCCCGGGGAAGAUCCAGCACAUUCUCUGCACAGGAAACCUCUGCACCAAGGAGAGCUAUGACUACCUGAAAACCCUCGCUGGAGACGUCCACAUAGUCCGAGGAGACUUUGACGAGAACCUGAACUACCCGGAGCAGAAGGUGGUGACAGUUGGCCAGUUUAAGAUCGGUCUCAUCCACGGCCACCAGGUGAUCCCCUGGGGCGACAUGGCCAGCCUGGCGCUGCUCCAGAGACAGCUGGACGUCGACAUCCUCAUCUCCGGGCACACGCACAAGUUCGAGGCAUUUGAGAACGAAAACAAGUUCUACAUCAACCCUGGUUCUGCCACGGGAGCCUACAGCGCACUGGAAAGCAACAUCAUCCCCUCUUUUGUAUUAAUGGACAUCCAGGCGUCCACGGUGGUGACGUACGUUUAUCAGCUGAUCGGCGACGACGUGAAGGUGGAGAGAAUCGAGUACAAGAAAUCUUAAGGGAUGUGACGGGGAGGAAGAGGAGACAGAGUUGGGUUAACGUGGCUCAGUUUAUCAUUUCAUUCCUUUCCACUGGGGAGGGGGG
Molecule: messenger RNA, 694 nt
Organism: Seriola dumerili (greater amberjack)
Lineage: Eukaryota; Metazoa; Chordata; Actinopteri; Carangiformes; Carangidae
Gene: vps29
Product: VPS29, retromer complex component
Exons: 4
Coding region: 61-609 (182 amino acids)
Biological process (GO): intracellular protein transport; retrograde transport, endosome to Golgi
Cellular component (GO): retromer complex; endosome
Source: RefSeq, a predicted model, not a curated record